AUGUGAAUAGCAUCGCCGAGAAAGUGUUUAAGAGCUCGUUACCCCUAGCAUCGUACAUGGUAUCAUAUAAUAUAUGUCAGUAACAUCAUAUCUAUUAUAUAAUAGAUACUCGCGCGUGCGUCAGGCGUCGAAAGGAUCGCAAAACUUUUCUCAAAAGUGAACCUCGUUAAUGCGCGUCUCUCAGUUAGUGCCUGAGACUUGUCGGUGGAAGCCUAAAUCAACGAAACCGAGAUGCUGUUUGCACUGGCAUUCAUUAUUGGCCUCCUGCAGUCGCACGCGGUGACCGCUCAAGAACAAUGCGUGACACCGAACCAAGAGACAAGCGUAUGCGUUAGCAUUCGCAAUUGUCAACCCUUAUUGACGAUACUUCAAAACGAGGGGUUGGCAGCUGCCGACUAUCUCAGACAAUUCUUAUGCAACUACAACUACCAAGACAACGAGGCGAUGGUCUGCUGUCCAGGAUACUCGGAUAGGGGUGGCAGAAACGCGGGGCAGAAUGAUUACGGACCUCUGCUUCCACCGGACUGCGGAUUUAGCAACAUCACCCACACCAAAGUGGUCGGUGGAGUACCAGCCGUCCUUGGCGCAUGGCCUUGGAUCACUGCGUUGGGCUAUCAGAGUAGAAAAGACCCGUCGCAGACACUGUGGCUCUGCGGUGGUUCUCUUAUAUCACGCAGACACAUUUUGACCGCCGCGCAUUGCAUACGUGAUAAUUUGUUCGUGGUUCGCAUCGGAGACUUGAAUUUGUACCGAGACGACGAUGGCGCACGUCCUGUUCAAGUGGAAAUCGAAACUAAGAUCGUGCAUCCUGGAUACAAUCCUAAGCAAUUCGUCAACGACAUCGCUGUUCUUAGACUGGCGCAGGACGUUCCAUUUUCAGACUAUGUUUAUCCGAUCUGCCUGCCCGUGAGCGAUGCACUUCGAACCAAAGACUUUGUACGGACGUAUCCGUUCAUAGCGGGAUGGGGAUCACUUGGAUUCAGGGCAGCGCCUAGUGACGUCUUAAGAGAGGUGCAGGUGCCGGUGGUAACCAAUGCGGCUUGUAAACAGGCUUAUUCCGCGAUAAAAGCAGCUAUAAUUGACAAUCGUGUAUUAUGCGCCGGAUACCAACGUGGUGGGAAGGACGCUUGUCAGGGCGACAGUGGAGGACCGUUGAUGCUACCGCAAAAGUUUACCUUCUACCAAAUAGGAGUGGUGUCCUAUGGACACAACUGUGCCGAAGCCGGAUACCCUGGCAUCUACACCAGAGUCACGGAUUUCCUCGACUUUAUUCUCUCGGCGAUGAAAUAAACCGAUUACGUGAACGCACGUUUUCCCACGCGUUGCGCGGAAAACUGAAAUUCUAGUUUCAUUAUUAUCUAGAUAAUAGCCACCUCUAAUGUUUCUAUUGUCUACGAUCACGAAAUACCGCUUAAAACUUUGUACACGCUACUAAUUUCUUUAUGGAACGUAAUAUAAAUGUUUAAUGACC
Molecule: messenger RNA, 1471 nt
Organism: Ceratina calcarata
Lineage: Eukaryota; Metazoa; Arthropoda; Insecta; Hymenoptera; Apidae
Product: venom serine protease Bi-VSP-like
Exons: 7
Coding region: 232-1290 (352 amino acids)
Biological process (GO): proteolysis
Molecular function (GO): serine-type endopeptidase activity
Source: RefSeq, a predicted model, not a curated record